Molecule: messenger RNA, 1680 nt
Organism: Microtus ochrogaster (prairie vole)
Lineage: Eukaryota; Metazoa; Chordata; Mammalia; Rodentia; Cricetidae
Gene: Znf707
Product: zinc finger protein 707
Biological process (GO): regulation of transcription by RNA polymerase II
Molecular function (GO): DNA-binding transcription factor activity, RNA polymerase II-specific; RNA polymerase II cis-regulatory region sequence-specific DNA binding
Source: RefSeq, a predicted model, not a curated record
CGCAGCCGAACUGACAACCGGAGCCGCAGGAGCUCGGCGAUCGUCCGGUGGCGUGCAGCUCUGGGCCGCCCUGCUCCGCGACGCUGCGCUUGCACUGAAGCGGACCGGACCCCGGCACCCUUCAGAUGCGCCCGCACCUCUCUGCCGCUGCUCCUCUGGAGGCUCGGCGCAAGUGUUGCUUCCGACUGGGCAGCGCUCUUCCCCGGCGGGCUCACCGCGAGGACCCUCCGCAGGCAGUCCUGGAGCCAUCUUUGUACCAGCUGCCAGUGACUUUCAGAGAUGUGGCCGUGCACUUCAGCAGGGAGGAGUGGGAGUGUCUCAGCCCCAAACAGAGGACCCUCUACCGGGACGUGAUGCUGGAAAACUUCAGGAACUUCAUCGAACUGGGAUACCGCGGCCCUAGACCAGACCUUAUUUCUCACCUGGAACAGUGGGAUGAACCAUGGGUUGAAGAUUGGGACAGACUUGAGUUUCUAGAAGCACGAAAAGGUGUCUGCCCAGGAGGCAGAAAGCCCGUGGAUCCUAAGAGACCCCGUGACCUGGCUUCGGCUCAUGAGAGGGCCCAUCCACAGACAGGAGCCAAGAGAGGGCCUGCCUUGAAGAGUGUCCUGACAUCGGGUAAGGUGAACCUUCCCAGAGCCACCCCUGGGAAGAAAGUGCACAGACAGGAUGCUUUCCAAAACCAGGUGUGUGGAAAAUCCUGCAAGAAGCAACCAGGCCUCACAGAGCAGUGCAAGAACGGUGCAGGGGGACAGCCCUUCAUCUGUAGUACGUGUGGGAAGGCACUGAGCUGCUACAGCCGGCUGGCUGCUCACCAGACAGUACACACCGGAACCAGGUCCUUUAAGUGCUUUGAGUGUGGCCGGACGUUCCGCUGGGUUUCAAACCUUCUGCGCCACCAGAGAAAUCACACAAGUGAAAAGCCCUUUGGCUGUGAGGUGUGUGGACAGGCCUUCAACUGGAAGGACCGCCUAACACAGCAUCGCAAGAUCCACACUGAACACAGUCCAUAUGUGUGCAGUGACUGCGGGAAGGCCUUCAAACAGAAGUCAAACCUCCUCCGGCACAAACGCGUUCACACUGGAGAGAGGCCUUUCUACUGCCACAGCUGUGGGAAGGCCUUUCGUACCAAAGAGAACCUCAGCCACCACCAGCGGAUUCACAGCGGGGAGAAGCCCUACACCUGUGACGAGUGUGGGAAGGCCUUCCGGUGGCCCAAGAGCUUCAGUAUCCACCAGAGGGUCCACCUGGCAAAGAGAUUCUACGAGUGUGAGCACUGUGGGAAGGGCUUCCGCCACCUGGGCUUUUUCACGCGGCAUCAGAGAACUCACAGGCGUGGAAAAGUAUAAAGGCGCCUGGAGGCAGCUGGGCCUUCCCUGAAGAACUGUGGCUGGGGUUCUCAAGCCUAGCAUCCAUGUGGUCCUUGAGUGAACCGUUUGUAGCUCCCUGAGUCUGAGGAAGUUUUGCCAGGAAACUGACACAGGAAAGGGAAUCUCUGUGGUAUGCAGGCAGAGCCGGUGACAGCUCUGGCCAUGUCAGCUGAGAAAUUUGCUCUUGUCCUGAGUGUUACCUGUGUGCACUUUAACUCCUUUCUCUUUUCGCUCUUUCACCGCGUGUCCUGUUUGUGGAAGGGAGGUUUGAGGCUUGAGCAGAAAUAAAGCUUACUUUUGGAGCUGCCAA